AUCACAAACAUGAUGAGAGUCCUGCUGCUCACCAGUCUUCUCCUAACAGGUGUGAGGUGCAGAAUGGACGUGUUCGUGUACAGCACAGUUGGAGGUGAUGCCCUCCUGCCAUGCAUGGUGUCCUCUGACUGCACCGCCAUCUCCUGGACCUUCUUUAACAAAGGCAGGGAUGUGCGGUUCACUCAUGAGGUCAUCAGCGGGAAAGUGAAGGCGGAUUCAGAAAAAUCCAGUCGCAUGACCGUCACAUCCAACUGCUCCAUCGGCCUCCGUGACCUCAGGGUGCCGGACGCUGGAUCCUACGUCUGCCUGAGGAAUGGCGAGGCCGUCACUGACGUUUACCUUUCCCUCCUCACGAUCACGUCAUUCUCCACCAUCACUGACCUCCAGCCCGGGGGAAACCUCGUCCUGAGCUGCAUCUUCUUCACUUAUUAUGACGCCGGCAGCUGCAAAUCGUACUCCAAGCGUGUGUUCAAGCUGAGCUGGGUGGAUGAGGACGGGACCGAGCUGUCCAGCCCCAACCACAGCAGGUACAACCUGACCAGCCACACUCGCUGCAACGUCACUCUGUUCACGAAACUGCAGAAGGAGGACAAGUACAGGAAGUGGAGGUGUCGGGUGAACACCACAGAAAGCAGCAGAGCCGUGUUUCUGGACUUCAAGCCUGUCUUCUUGUUACAAAAUACUCCAGAUGAUGACAAUCUGAAUCCUUCGGUCACCGCGGCAUGCCCAGUGAAGCUGCCCAUCAGCCGCAUUGCGCUCUGUGUGGCCCUGCCGGUCAUGGUGUUCAUAGUGGGAUUCUUCACCUGGAGGUCAGACCGCAAGAGAGCCCAAACAUCAGCAGAUGUCUUUAAGCUCCAGGAAAUGAACUGAUCGCUCAUCGCCGCAGGAUUUUAUUCCAUUUCAGUCAUCACAUGAAUCCAGUAUGGAUGGAUUACUACGAUUAUGUUGCAUGUUAGAAAUCAGAUUUUGGCCCACACACCCAAACCUCAGAUCUCACACAUAAACCAGACACUGUUGCAUGUCUGUUAUCAUUCUGUAUAGACUUGCUUGAUUAUGUUGUACUCAAAUCUGUACAAAUCAGUUUUUAGUAUUUUUAAUUAAAAUGAGCCAUAAACGUAAAUACAGGAAACCAACUGCUGCAUGCCAUCUUUUCUUUACAGCUGCAAAAUUUUGUUCAAAGUAUUUAUGAGGCCAAAAUUACAGAUAUGACAUAUUUCACGUGAAAGAA
Molecule: messenger RNA, 1228 nt
Organism: Archocentrus centrarchus (flier cichlid)
Lineage: Eukaryota; Metazoa; Chordata; Actinopteri; Cichliformes; Cichlidae
Exons: 3
Coding region: 10-870 (286 amino acids)
Biological process (GO): positive regulation of ERK1 and ERK2 cascade; interleukin-15-mediated signaling pathway; T cell activation
Cellular component (GO): external side of plasma membrane; membrane raft
Molecular function (GO): MHC class II protein binding; protein tyrosine kinase binding
Source: RefSeq, a predicted model, not a curated record